Bactrocera latifrons is the source of this 2898-nucleotide messenger RNA. RefSeq names its product WD repeat-containing protein CG11141. The record is from RefSeq and is a predicted model, not a curated record. Bases 108 to 2504 code for a protein of 798 amino acids. NCBI's taxonomy places the organism in Eukaryota, Metazoa, Arthropoda, Insecta, Diptera, Tephritidae. The transcript has 5 exons. Gene Ontology annotation, molecular function: protein binding.
CAUUACAAGGCGAAAACGGAAUAAAGUAAAUAAACAAAUAAAAAAUUUAGCGAAAAGUAAUUACAAUAAAAAAUUGUGAAAGUAAAUACCUAAUUAAUCAUCUUUCGAUGAAUUCUAAGGAACUUUAUUCGAUACGAGAAUGGGCACCUUUAACAGAUAUUAUGGAAAAGAUUCCUGUUCGUAUGAUACGAGCACUAGGCAUAUUCCCAGCAGAUUUAAAUAUUACUUGUGUCGAUGCAAUUUCCGAAUUUAUAGCAUUAGGCAGUGACGCGGGAAUUGUUUUUUGGUAUGACCGGUACACCGGUGAAUUGCAGAAGCUGCGCACAGAGUUUCCGGCUCGCAUUACUUGUGUCAAAAUUAUUAGUUCGGUAGAGUAUAUGGUAGCAGCAGGAAAUGGUAGUGGUCAAGUGAGUGUUUUUCAAAUACAAAAACAACUACCACCAGAUUUGAAUUUGGUUGCACCAUGCGCUCGAGCCAAGCCCACUGAAAGAUACAAUAUACGUGACUUGCAUAGCUGCGCCAUAAGCUGUGUAGAAUGGUCUAAGAACGGCAUGAAACUUUAUUCAGGUGAUCGACAAGGCAUUGUAGUAUUAACCGAAUUUGAUUUUCAAGCGCACAUCAGCAAAUCGACUGAAAUACUUAGUGAGGCAUAUGAAAUCGUACAGCUUAGUGUUUUCCAGAGUUACUUGCUCGUGUCCACACUAUAUCGUUCCAUUGCAUGCCAGUUCAGUAUUGUUACCGGGCAAUGGGAAGUUACACAAGUUGGAAAGAAAGAUCGAAAGGUUUUAUCGGAUUGUGGUGGCAUAAUCCUUAAACAACAAAACUGUCGUCCAGUCUUGAUAUGUGGCCGUCCAGGAUUAAGAUUUUGGAUUGCUGACACCGAGGGUAAUGUGGAAAAAACAUUACUUUUUCGCGAAGCUGUAGCGCGUAGUCCUACCUGGGAAAUACCAAUACUUAAUCCUAAAUCAAUGUGUUGCGAACGAAAUAUAACUUCCUAUGCUAAUUUUGCCGAAAACGACGAAAUUAAUAGAAGUUUUGGCGCAUUACAACUGUAUAAGGGCGAUGAUGUGCUGAUCGUUACACAUGACGAGUCCACAUUGUAUUUGCUAAAUUUGGAUCGUCUGCGCGUCGAAGCUGUGGCACGAGGUUUUCGAAAAAUACUUGAUUUUUGUGUGUGUGAUAAGGAGAUUUUCAUUUUGGAAGGUACACGUUCUUUGCUUCGGCUGGCACCUAUGCCAGAGAAGCCGAGUAAAAAUGCCAAAAUAAUUUUCAAUCCCUCAAUGCCGCCCCCAGUUCCUUUGCUAGGUGCUUCAAUCGCCGGUGCACUUGAUUCGCCCGCUGAGUCGUUUGAACCACCCGAGCAUCCAGUGGGUAAAGCGGAAGAAUGUUUUGAAUUACCGCCUAUUGAGUUACUCAAUUUAAAUGUACCAAUAGAAUUGGCUGUAGAAUCACCACGCGCUGAACAAAAUCGUCGUUUGGAGAUUUUUAAUCAGAUUUCUGAAAUGGAUUUCGACCAAUCUAUAUUGCAUCAUAGCGGCAUAUCCCAAAGUGUUGGCGGUCGGAAAAAACGUACACGACGCUGCCGAGAUCGGGAGAAUGCUUUAAAGAGUAGCAGCAGCGAAGUUGCAGCACCAACAAAGUCACAGGGCAUUGUAGAAAUUGCUCAUGUUGCAGAGCCAGAAACAGAUUUGGAAACGUCAGUUAAAAUCCUGACUGCUGUUGAAGUUGUGGAAACAAAAACCAACGUAAAGCAUAUAACAACUAAGCCAACAUUAAUGAGUAGUAGUUUUUGCGCAACCAAAACUUCAAAAAAUAAAGAAUGUAAUCAAGCAAGCAAAACAAAUGCAACAUUGAAAACCAACUCAAAUUGUGGUUCUCUAUCGACACCAUUGUCGCCUGCAUCACCUGAAGCGGACAAACAAAAGGUCUCCAUAAAACCCAAAAGUCUCGCUGAAGAACUAAACUUAGCUGGCAUUUCAUUUGGUCCUAAACAAUCUAGUUUAGAAUGUUCAAUACCAUCUCCAAUACACUCUCCGCCUGCUGCACCGGCUUCCACUCCCACGCCAAUUCCACUGAAAGAGCUCGCCCAUGCAUAUCCCAAACAAACUAAAGUCGAAGAUGCUGGUGUCCAGACAACGCCACGCAAAAAGCUCUACUUCAUGGAGGAAGACGACGACGAGGAUAAUAUUUACUCAGAUUACAGCGCUGGACAACCAAUCGAUGAACUGUGUCAUGCAGCUUUGCGUGCCGCAGCUCGAGCGGAGGAAUAUGAACAAGAAGGCGGGAGUGCCAAAGCGUUCGUUCCAGCCCAACGUCAAGUCUCACCUGAACAUUUACAAUUCGUUUGUACACAGCCCGUGAGUGAGGAGAUUAAUAGUUUCCUACCAGACUUUCGACGUGCAUGUGAUCCGUGCGCAAUGCGGCCUAAGGUGCAGCAAAAAACUCCUCCACCUUCUGCCGAUUCUAAUGGAAGUUCCAGUGAAUGGGAGUUUUUGGAUAAUUGAAAUGAUAACAUGUUCUAAGUAUCAUUCCGUGAAGUAGAGAUUUUUAACCAUUACACAUCACAUAUGAAAGUAAAUCAGCUCGAUUUCUAAUAGUGCGGCCGACAUUUUAAUUAUCAAUAUUAAUAUUAUGUUUAUCAUUUUGGCGCUUUUGCACAUUGGCCUAUAAAAUAUCAAUUUUAAAUAACCAACAUAUGUAUUAUAUUAUGGUAUAUUGUAUUGUCUAAACCUUUUAUCUACUAUUAGAGUUUUGUUCAAUAUUUUAGGAAUUUUUUGUUUGCAAAUUUUUAGCUAGAGCAGCAUCGCUUAUGCUUUAUGAAUCUGUUUGUUAGAAAAGCAACUCAAGUAUGCAUUUAUUUGCAAUUCGCAUACAUAUGUAGGUAUGUAGAAAUCUAUA